AUGACCCCAGAGGAAGAAUGGUUUUGGCUCACGUACUGUUGGUACGACAACCCCUGGAUAUGCGACGAGGACGGCAAUAUGCUGACCACCCGUCCGUACGAUAGGAUACAGCCGUGUACUAUUGAAGCACUGCAAAUACAGCGCAUCGGAGUGAAGACCUACACGAUGAUCAUCCCAGUAGCAGGCGACAGCAGGCAUCAACGAGCCAAACUGCGACGGUGGGGCGUAGCCAUCUUGAUGAGUGCUCCACAGAUUGGAAUCGGCUGCAGUCUAAGAAUAUCGAAAGUGUUACGGCCUCGGCACCCACUCAAGUUGCAGCAUGACUACGAAUGGGAAUAUGUGUCUGACGGUCACGCUCGAGGCACACCGAAAGGUGAGGGCGGCUCAGAGCGAGGGGGAAGCAUUGCCUUGGAGCAACGGAGCAACGGCAUUCACUGG
Phytophthora sojae is the source of this 438-nucleotide messenger RNA. RefSeq lists its product as hypothetical. The record is from RefSeq and is a predicted model, not a curated record. The annotation marks the transcript as partial. Lineage: Eukaryota; Oomycota; Peronosporomycetes; Peronosporales; Peronosporaceae. The transcript has a single exon.